CAAACAAAUAAAAACAUUUAACAUUUAAAUUCAUUUAAAUUUCCAAAAAAUUCUUGAGAAUUGGUUUAAAAUAUAUUGGAAAGUAAAUUUCAAAGUGCUCAUUAUUUCAAAACCAACUUUUCAAUCAAUUAACAUUGAUGAAAUCUGCUAUUUUUUAGUUUCAUUCCGCCAAAAUAAUUAUGAUUAAUACUCGGCGACUUUAUACAUUAGAAGAAGAUAAUUUGAUACUGGAAUGGAUAGUAAAAACAAAACUUUUCUAUACUUUGAGAGGUAAAAAUUUUUGGAUGGAUCUCUCCCGUUCUAACUUAUUUGAAGGUAGAAGUUGGCAAAGUCUCCAAAAUCGAUUUGAGAAAAAGGUUUUUCCAGAUAUUACGAAUCCUAAAUAUACAAUAUCUGAUUUGGAUAAAGCUAAGAUUAUCUUAGCUUGGCAACAAACUGCAGAUAAUUAUGAUAGUAAUGAGAGCAACAUGGAUGAGACUACUGAUACAGAACAAAACAAUGAAGACACCGAUACAGAUGCUGAAAAAGAUAUAAAUUGUGAAACAUCAUCUGAUUCUGAAAAUGACCACGUAACUAGUUCUGUCCGUAGUUCCUAAUAUAAACACAUAUUCUAAAAUUAAUUAAGAUUAAAUAAUAUUAUUUUGAUGUAUAAAAAAAGACUGUUAAUCAUUUCAUAUCUUCAAGAAUAUAAUAUUUAUUGUAAAUUUGUAUUAAAGAGUAAUAUCUAAUAAAUCAUCAUAAAUC
Diorhabda carinulata is the source of this 744-nucleotide messenger RNA. RefSeq lists its product as uncharacterized. Gene Ontology annotation, cellular component: shelterin complex. The record is from RefSeq and is a predicted model, not a curated record. Lineage: Eukaryota; Metazoa; Arthropoda; Insecta; Coleoptera; Chrysomelidae. The transcript has 2 exons. Bases 180 to 596 code for a protein of 138 amino acids. Gene Ontology annotation, biological process: telomere maintenance via telomere lengthening; regulation of DNA-templated transcription. Gene Ontology annotation, molecular function: telomeric repeat DNA binding.